Aspergillus nomiae NRRL 13137 is the source of this 510-nucleotide messenger RNA. RefSeq names its product SDR family NAD(P)-dependent oxidoreductase. The transcript has 2 exons. Bases 1 to 510 code for a protein of 169 amino acids. The record is from RefSeq and is a predicted model, not a curated record. Lineage: Eukaryota; Fungi; Ascomycota; Eurotiomycetes; Eurotiales; Aspergillaceae. Gene Ontology annotation, molecular function: oxidoreductase activity, acting on the CH-OH group of donors, NAD or NADP as acceptor.
AUGCUGGCUGUGCACAAUACGGCGCCGUUUAAGCUGGUGCGUGCUGCGGCCAAGUAUUUCCGGGUGAAGGAUGGCGAGCCGCGGGUGAUCAUUAACAUCAGCAGUACGAGUGGGAUUCAUGGGAAUGCAGGCCAGGCUAACUACGCCCUCGCCAAGGCCGGAGUGGUUGGACUCACCAAGACCAUCGCCAAAGAAUGGGGUCCCGCGUUUGGGGUCCGGUCGAACACCAUUGCCUUUGGCCAUGUGCAGACCCGGCUGACGGCAGCCAAGGAGAAGGGCGCGUUCAUUACCACGCCAGACGGCACCAAGGUGGCGCUGGGCAUUCCCGGGAAGCAGCUGGAGUCGCGCAAGGGCGGCGCGGGCGAGCAGAAGCAGACAUACCCGGAUAUCCCGUUGGGAAGACCGGCCUCGCCCGAGGAGGCGGCGAAGUCUGUCCUGGCCGUGGCUAGUCCCCUGUUCUCGUACGUGACGGGUGAGACGAUUCGGGUUACUGGUGGCAGGAACAUGUAG